AGCCCUCGCACCGUUUCUUUCUUGCUUCUGCAAACCCUAGUUCAGUUUCUAUCCUUCCUCUUACACUGUCCCCUCCUCAACUCGUCUCCUUCCCUCAAACCCCCUAAUCUCGAUCACUCCGGUCCCUUUAAUUCAAGUAGCAAAACACUGCAUCUCAAAACUUUGACCAUCUUAGCCUAUCGGGAUAGUGAGAGAGGAGGAGAGCAAAGCCAUGGCGGGGAAUUACGACUACGAUGAGGUACCGGUAAACUACGAGGAGUCUCGGAGGGGACCGGGGCAGGAGCUUGGUUACGACCCGAACUUUGUGCCCGACUCGGUGAAAUCAUUCGUUGUGCAUCUGUAUCGACACAUAAGGGAGAAGAACGUUUACGAGCAGUAUGACCAGGCUUGGAGUGUGUAUGGGGUGCUCAACUACUUGCAAGCACUUGUGGAGAAGUCAGUGAUAAUUCAGAUUCUGGAACAGGAAAAGGAAGGCCUCGAACAGUUCACAGCCACUGACGGCUAUGAUUAUAGUGGUGGGAGUAAUGUGUUGAAGGUGCUAGGAUAUUUCAGCAUGGUUGGUUUGCUGCGUGUUCAUUGUCUUUUGGGUGAUCAUCAUACUGGUCUGAAAUGCUUGCUGCCUAUUGACAUUAGCCAACAAGGUGUUUAUACAAGUGUUAUUGGAAGUCAUAUUACAACCAUAUAUCACUAUGGGUUUGCCAAUCUAAUGUUGCGGAGGUAUGUGGAUGCAAUUCGCGAAUUCAAUAAGAUUCUCUUGUACAUUUAUAAGACCAAGCAAUACCACCAGAAAUCUCCACAAUAUGAGCAGAUAUUGAAGAAGAAUGAGCAGAUGUAUGCAUUGCUGGCAAUUUGUCUUUCACUCUGCCCACAAGUGAAACUUGUUGAGGAGACUGUGAACUCUCAGUUGCGUGAGAAGUAUGGUGAAAAGAUGAUCAGAAUGCAAAGAUAUGAUGAUGAGGCAUUUGCGAUCUAUGAUGAGCUCUUCUCAUAUGCAUGUCCCAAAUUCAUCACACCAUCAGCACCGAGUUUCGAGGAGCCGCUUGUAAACUACAACCAGGAUGCCUAUAGACUUCAGUUGAAGUUGUUCCUUUAUGAAGUGAAGCAGCAGCAGUUAUUAUCAGGUGUUCGGACAUUCCUGAAAGUGUAUUCAACCAUAUCACUUGCAAAGCUUGCCAAUUACAUGGAAGUUGAUGAACCCACUCUAAGGACUAUCUUGAUGACAUACAAGCACAAGACCCAUGCUGUUGAUUCUGAUGGGAAGAUAAUCUCCAAUGCAGAUGUGGAUUUCUACGUUGAUGAUGACAUGAUUCAUGUUGUGGAAUCCAAACCAGUAAAACGAUAUGGUGAUUACUUCUUGCGGCAAAUUGUCAAGCUUGAGGGAGUGAUAAAUGAUAUGGACCGGAUAAAGCUGGAGUGAGAAUGGUUGUUAUUUGUUGCUUGGAUGGGAGUUGACAUGUUUUAUUUUCUUUAGUUUGUCCACAGCAAUGCUUGGAAUGAAUUUUGUUUAUUCAUUUGGCAUUUUACAGCCGUACUGUAUUAGUGGAAUAGGUAGGUCUCAAAUGUAAUAUUCACCAAUGCUAGUUUAUCAACUUAAUUUAUAAGAUUUCGAGAAGAGAUUUUAUGUUGGCACUGCA
Molecule: messenger RNA, 1634 nt
Organism: Carica papaya (papaya)
Lineage: Eukaryota; Viridiplantae; Streptophyta; Magnoliopsida; Brassicales; Caricaceae
Source: RefSeq, a predicted model, not a curated record